AUGUCAGGGCGCAAAGAUUUUCUAAGCCAGCCGGCGCCCGAGAAUUAUGUUGCUGGACUUGGCCGCGGUGCAACUGGAUUCACCACGCGGUCCGACCUUGGCCCAGCUCGAGAGGGCCCUACGCCAGAGCAGAUACAGGAAGCUCUGGCAAAGCGGGCUGCAUUGCUAGGAACUGCGCCUCCGACUGCAUAUGGUGCUUCGACACGAGGAGAGAAAGGUGGAAAAGCUGAAAAGGAGGAAGAAGAUGAUGACCGAUAUCAAGACCCGGAGGAUGAAACCGGCCUUUUCGCCUAUGGCCAGUAUGACCGGGAUGACGAUGAGGCUGAUCAAGUAUACCAGGCCGUCGAUGAGAAAAUGGACAAAAGGCGCAAAGCAAGAAGGGAAGCUCGAGAACGUCAAGAAAUGGAAGAAUACGAGAGUAAAAACCCGAAAAUUCAGCAACAGUUUGCGGACCUCAAGCGGUCAUUAGCCUCGGUCUCUGAUGAGGAUUGGGCGAAUAUCCCCGAAGUUGGAGAUCUCACAGGCAAGAACCGGCGGGCCAGGCAAAAUCUACGCCAAAGGUUUUACGCGGUACCAGACAGCGUCAUAGCAAAUGCGAGAGAUUCAACGGAAUUUACUACCACCAUCAACGACGAUGGAACAGAGUCGCACAUUCCCCGAGGCGAAAAUGCUGAUGGCACAAUUACCAAUUUCGCAGAUAUAGGCGCGGCGAGAGAUAAGGUGCUUCAAGUUAGGCUGGAUCAAGCAGCCGAAGGGUCGAGCGGAGAUGUUGCGUCUGGCAGUGCAUCGUCAAUCGAUCCGAAGGGUUACUUGACGAGUUUGACGAAAUCUGAGAUGAAGGCCGGUGAGGUAGAGAUUGGAGAUAUUAAACGUGUACGCACGCUUCUAGAGUCAGUGACAAAAACCAAUCCAAAGCACUCUCCCGGAUGGAUCGCCAUUGCUCGUCUAGAGGAGAUCGCAGGCCGAAUUGGAGCAGCGAGAAAUUAUAUCGCCAGGGGUUGUGAACUUUGUCCAAAAAGUGAGGAUGUCUGGUUAGAGAAUAUCCGACUCAACGACAAUCAUAAUGCCAAAAUUAUCGCCGCGAACGCUAUUAAAAACAACGACCGUUCAACGAGGCUCUGGAUCGAGGCAAUGAAGCUCGAAUCUGACUCUCGAGCAAAAAAGAACGUCUUGAGACAGGCUAUUCUCCAUGUCCCUCAAUCCGUUACUAUCUGGAAGGAGGCCGUCAACCUAGAAGAGAACCCUGAUGAUGCACGUCUCUUACUCGCCAAAGCAACUGAAAUGAUCCCGCUCUCCGUAGAGCUAUGGCUGGCGUUAGCGCGUUUAGAAACACCUGAGAACGCCCAAAAGGUCCUCAACGCAGCCCGAAAGGCCGUACCUACUAGCCGUGAUAUUUGGAUUGCUGCAGCUCGGCUACAAGAGCAAAUGGGAACAGCACACAAAGUGAACGUAAUGAAAAGAGCCGUCCAGUCUCUGGCUAGAGAUUCAGCCAUGCCAAAAAGAGAGGAGUGGAUCGGUGAGGCGGAAAAAUGCGAGGAGGAGGAUGCAAUCCUUACCUGCAAUGCUAUUAUUAGGGAAACAUUGGGAUGGGGCCUCGAUGAGGACGAUGACAGGAAGGAUAUCUGGAUGGAAGAUGCCAAAGGGAGUAUUGCAAGGGGAAAAUAUGAAACUGCGAGGGCUAUAUAUGCUUAUGCACUCCGCAUUUUUGUCAACAAGAAGUCAGUAUGGCUCGCUGCUGCUGACCUAGAACGGAACCAUGGCACCAAAGAAAGCCUCUGGCAACUUCUGGAAAAGGGCGUUGAAGCUUGCCCCCAAUGUGAAGACUUGUGGAUGCAGCUAGCCAAAGAGAAAUGGCAAGCUGGCGAGAUUGAUAACACGCGGCGGAGCGUGGCAUAUGAGCGCCAGCUCGGCAACAAGGACCACGCAUUGGAUCUAGUCAAUCAGGGCCUACAGCUGUAUCCCAAAGCCGACAAACUCUGGAUGCUUAAAGGGCAGAUAUAUGAGAGUGAUGGGCAACUUCAACAGGCACGCGAAGCAUAUGGCACAGGGACUCGUGCUUGUCCGAAAUCAGUGCCUCUUUGGCUACUUGCUUCAAGACUAGAAGAGAAAGCUGGCGUUGUUGUAAAGGCACGAUCUGUACUUGAUCGUGCUCGACUUGCUGUACCCAAAAAUGCGGAACUUUGGACAGAGAGCGUCAGGGUAGAACGCCGGGCAAACAAUAUCGGCCAGGCAAAGUCCCUUAUGUCGAAGGCCCUUCAAGAAGUCCCUAAUUCAGGGCUUCUAUGGAGCGAAAGCAUAUGGCACCUUGAGCCUCGUACACACCGGAAACCUCGAAGUUUAGAGGCCAUCAAGAAGGUGGACAAUGAUCCCAUCUUGUUUGUUACCGUUGCCCGCAUAUUUUGGGGUGAAAGACGGCUAGAGAAAGCUAUGACUUGGUUUGAGAAGGCCAUUGUAGCGAAUAGUGAUCUCGGGGAUGUUUGGGCCUGGUACUAUAAAUUUCUUCUCCAACACGGAACAGAUGAAAAGCGAGAGGAUGUCCUUACGAAAUGUAUUGCCACUGAGCCGAAGCAUGGAGAGAUCUGGCAAACAGUGAGCAAAGAUCCCGCCAAUGCCCAUAAAACCACCGAAGAGAUUUUGAAAAUUACCUUGAACCGCCUAGAAUAA
Microsporum canis CBS 113480 is the source of this 2664-nucleotide messenger RNA. Its product is annotated as pre-mRNA splicing factor. Bases 1 to 2664 code for a protein of 887 amino acids. The transcript has 4 exons. Gene Ontology annotation, biological process: mRNA splicing, via spliceosome; spliceosomal tri-snRNP complex assembly. NCBI's taxonomy places the organism in Eukaryota, Fungi, Ascomycota, Eurotiomycetes, Onygenales, Arthrodermataceae. The record is from RefSeq and is a predicted model, not a curated record. Gene Ontology annotation, molecular function: protein binding. Gene Ontology annotation, cellular component: U4/U6 x U5 tri-snRNP complex; catalytic step 2 spliceosome.